UUCUCUCAUCAUAUGUUAUCAACCGGUUACUUCUUCUUCUCUCUCUCUCUGUCUUUCUCUGAACAUUGAUUUUCACUUUCGUUUCCUACACAACUACGUUUCCUCUAGAUCCAACUACUUCCGUUACCACUAUUCGCUUCUCCUUUGUUUUUCCUACCUCAAUCGCACUCUGUUAGGUCCAAACCCUCUUUUCUCUCUAUGCCAUUCCCCCAGUUGGGAAGGGUGUACUGGAAUCAGAGUGUAGCGGCCGGGUGCAGAUUUAUUGAUAGUCUCGUCGCUUUUCAAGGAUGGGUAAGUGCAAAGGUUGCGGGAAGUUAGGAAGAAUGAGUACAAGUUAUGGAUCUAAGAGUAUUUAUGAAUUUUCUUUGAUGCUGUCUCCUGUUGUUUCUUUUUGGGACUGUAUAGUUCGCAAAAUGAGGUACUCCUACAGACCUGAGUGGGUGUAGUGGUUUCAGAACGCGUCAUUAGUACUAGCCUUGAUACUUCAACUAAUAUAGAAUAUAUUAGCAUAAUAGUUUUAGGGAAAGAGUGUGAAAUUAUAGAUAAAUGUAUACUGCUCUGAAGAAAAUCUCUUGAAGGAGGAUAGGAGUUUAUAAAAGUAAUUUUAAGUAUUUACAUUGGUAGUAAGUUCUAUGGAUAGCAUGGCAUGUAACAAGGGGCAACAAGUGAGAAAGACGAAGAAGAAGCAGGUGAAAGAUGAGUUGGAUCGUCUGAAACAGGCUGAAAAGAAAAAGAGGCGCUUGGAGAAAGCACUAGCUACUUCUGCUGCCAUCAUCUCUGAACUGGAGAAAAAGAAACAAAAGAAGAAAGAAGAACAACAGAGACUUGAUGAAGAGGGUGCUGCAAUUGCUGAAGCUGUUGCUCUGCAUGUCCUGCUCGGUGAAGACUCGGACGAGUCGUGUAACGUUGUCAUUAAUGAAGGUGGGUGCAAUUCGUGGAAUUAUAAUCAUGGUCUUGACUUCUUCAUGGGUGGAAAAAGAGCUUGCUUUCCUCAUCUAGAUGGCGGAACAUGGUCUGUCACUGCUGAAAAUGGCAACUGGUCUUUCUCAUCUGGGCCUUUCGAAUUUGAAAAGAAUGUGCAUGAGCCACUUUACGAAGAUGCCGGAUGGGGUUGUACGGGUUUAUCUGCUGAUCUGAUAGCAGCACAAGCAGCGAGAUCGCUCCAUAUUGCAGAGGACACCGAUGAAGAUAGGAUUCUCUUCUAAUUCUAAUACUGUUUUGUCUUUGAUGGUGACUUGAUGAAGUCUCUUGUUAUUUUACUUGAGUUUGUCAUCUGUAUAUAAUUAUAUAUCAUGAGUCAUGUGCUUGUCAAACACAUUCUGCUUCAGUUGUGAUUGAACACAUCAUGUUCUGUUCUGAUUUUUCUUUA
Molecule: messenger RNA, 1369 nt
Organism: Lotus japonicus
Lineage: Eukaryota; Viridiplantae; Streptophyta; Magnoliopsida; Fabales; Fabaceae
Exons: 2
Coding region: 633-1205 (190 amino acids)
Source: RefSeq, a predicted model, not a curated record